This is a messenger RNA of Tauraco erythrolophus (red-crested turaco), 846 nucleotides long. NCBI's taxonomy places the organism in Eukaryota, Metazoa, Chordata, Aves, Musophagiformes, Musophagidae. The record is from RefSeq and is a predicted model, not a curated record.
AUGGCCUCGCUGCUCACUCCUUAUCCGCAAGUCACAGCGACCCUGGUUCUGCUCAUGUCUGUGCUCGGUUUGGCUGCUGCUGGGAAGCUGCUGGUGGUGGCGCCGGAUGGGAGUCCUUGGUUCACCACGCGGGAAAUACUGGAUAGUCUCAGGCAGAAGGGACAUGAAAUAGUCGUCAUUGCACCUGAAUACGGUUUACACAUAAAGCCGACAGAGAAUUUUGUUAUGAAAUUGUACCCAGUCCCUUACACACAGGAAGAGAUGGAUGAAACUUUCGGGACAUUUUUUCAAGUCGUUCAUGAAGAAGGAUCUUUUCUGGAAAGAUUUUUUAAAGUAUACCAGAGACUGAAAGGCUUCUCUGCCAUGACUCUCUCUACCUGUGCACACUUACUGUACAACAAAGAGCUUGUCACAUAUCUUGAGGAGAGCAAGUUUGAUGCUGUCUUCACAGACCCUGUAAUACCCUGUGGGCAAAUACUGGCUGAGCAUCUUUCAGUUCCUUCCGUGCUUUUUUUUCGGGUAAUGCCAUGUGGUUUAGAUUUUCAAGCCACUCAGUGUCCCAAUCCCCCUUCUUAUGUCCCUCAUACAGACCAUAUGAACUUUUUCCAGCGGGUGAAGAAUCUAUUCUUUCACAUCCCAAAUUAUUUUUUCUGUGAGUUUAUUAUUCAACCAUAUACAAAACUGGCUUCUGAGUUCCUGCAGCGGGCUGUGACUGUGCCGAAUCUCUUUCGUAAGGCUUCUGUUUGGCUCAUGAGGUUAGAUUUUGUGUUAGACUAUCCAAGACCUUUGAUGCCCAAUAUGAUUUUCGUUGGAGGAGUAAACUGUGCUCACAAGAAGCUACCUCAG